Molecule: messenger RNA, 2628 nt
Organism: Psilocybe cubensis
Lineage: Eukaryota; Fungi; Basidiomycota; Agaricomycetes; Agaricales; Agrocybaceae
Exons: 7
Coding region: 1-2628 (875 amino acids)
Biological process (GO): regulation of chromosome condensation
Source: RefSeq, a predicted model, not a curated record
AUGGUAUCUCCCAUGGGACUGAGCUCUCAUAUUUCCAAAACGUACGGGAAACGAUCUGGCGUUAAACGAAAACAAACGAACGAUUCAACUGACCGCAGGGACAUAAAUGAUGUCCCUGCCACUGCUAAACGGAGGAGACGUUCCCCGGACCUGGAGACAACUCCCUCCCCUGCUGAAACUGAUGCAGUUAGCAAGGACAGCACACCACCCCGGCCGUCACCAAAAACAGUAUAUGGAACGCCUUGCCAAACGGCUUCCACACCUGUUGUUCAACACUCUCCAUCCAAACCUGCCCGAGAUCUUUCUCUUAUCUUUGAAGACAUUCUACCAGUCAAUAAUACAUUGCCUUCCCCUUCGAAACUUGCGAAACGCAUGCUUUCGCGCUCGAAGACGGAGUCAUCAGUAGAAGGUCAAUCAUCACUUCAAGAAACAAAAGUCGAACGUACACCUUCUCUUCCCAACCUAUCCUCACCUUCGAAAACAGAAGAGCCGGCAGCAUCUACUUCAAAGUCAAUCUCGGCGAUUCUCCCAUUAGUCACUCCUUCCUCUAAUGCACCGGUGACUCGAACAUACGCAGGAAAAUUCAGGUCAUUCCUUGUUUCUUUCCCCGCUACGUCAACGGCGCACGACCCUCUUUCCACUGUUAUUGAUGCGGACGACUUGGAUGCUCGAGAGUCAUAUAGCUCACUACGGAAUCGAUGGGGAGUCGAUAAUUCGGAAGAUGACCCGUACCACUACGCGUCUCCGUCUCCCUCCAAAUCUUUAAAAUCCGAUUUAUCAACUCCAGAUACAUCUCCGUCUCGGCACGGUAAACGGAAAGGAAAAGCUGUAUCAAGUUUCCAGAAUCACUCCAUAUCAAUGCCUGACUUGAUGAAUCUAAAAAGCAUUUCAGAGCUACGUAAUAAAGGGGAGAAUAGACGCUUUUUCGAUGAAGUUGGGUAUCUAUUUGAGGGUAUGGAUAAAACUGGUGGCAUCGGGCUUCGACGCGCAAGCGCACUUGAAAUUACGACCAAACUAUGUGACCCAGAUUUUACUCGUAAAGCAAAGGCUGCAGACUUUUUUACCAAAACUUGGGAUGUAUUUUGUGGUGCCGGAGCAGGUCAAGGUGGAGACAAGUUAUUAGAUACAAUUUUGGCUUUUUUUGUGACACUAGUGGCUCGCGAUCCCUCUUUGCUUGCUGAUUUAGCUCAACAUGUUUCUUCUGCCCCAUUUCCAUCCCAAUUGGCACCUAAACAACAUCGUGUAGAGUCAUCUUCGUUUGUCGGGGUUCUUCUACAUCUUUUGGAGAGAUCCUGUUCGGACUGUGAUCCUCUUCGUCUGGUCAUGCCCAAUAGCACUACGGAGGAUUCUGAUUAUAAGAAAGCAGGUAUCAUGAAAAAGGACCAUUCUACUCUCGCAUCUGUAUACAAAACGAUUAUCAAGUCUGAUUUGUUUUCUGCAGAGACGAUGAUUUCUACCUCACUUCUCAUUAGUUAUACGCUUUCUAAUCUGCCGCCUGCUUUAAUAUCGACCGCGUUCUUUCCAUCGUUUCUGGCUUCAUUUCGCGCAACACUGGCCUAUGGUACCUCUACUUCUUUAAUGUCUGCGUUAUCACUUCAUUGGAAGGAUGUCGCUGAAUCAAUCUCCUACGAAACCAUCUACUACCAUCUGCAAUUACUCGACACGUAUCUCCUGGAUCAAUGGGGCAACUCUGUUCCUGAAGGAAGUCAACCCGAAGAUGGCCAACGACAACCACAUGAAGCUAUAAUGGAAGAAGCUCGUGAUACAUGGCUCGCUGAGGAUUUGAUCUCAUUGGCUAUAUGUGUCGAACUUGAGGGAACAAACGGUCCCGAGUUUGCACAAGGCUGCCUUGACAUCACCCUGCGGAUACUUGUGAGCCUCACUCAUGCUGAUGAGCUAUGGGCACGCCGAGUUCUCAAUUGCGAAUAUACGAUGGGUUGGCUUCUUCGCCUUAUUCAUAAAUGCGGCCAAGACCUCCAACACAAUCAACAGCAGGUCAAGGUUGAAGACGGUGUCAAGUCAGAAGAAGAAAAUCAUCUUCUCUCAGAUAACUUAUCAGAUUCGGCAACUUCCAGCUCUGCUCUUGACACGUUAUGUCUGGCCCUGGGACUACUCACAAACUUGGUUCAGGUGGUAAAGGAGGCCAGACAGAUUGUCUCCGACAUUCGUUUGAAUCCAUCGUGUACACUUCAAAAACGGGCUUGCAUUCGUAAAUGUGUUUGCUCGCGCUCUGUCUCAGGUGUCGAGGUUCUCGCCCAUUUAUAUUCCUCCUUUCAGAUCAAGCCCGAAGCCUUACCUACCUCUCUGGAUGAGGAAUCUCCCGAAGCAAGGGCAGAGGCGGACGCCUCCUUCCUACGCGGGCAUCUAUCAGUUCUCUUUGGUUUGCUCAUGAAGGAAAACUCUGAAAAUCAAUCUAAAAUCCUAGCCGCGCUUCCUACUCCCACUCUGACCACUUCUAAAAAUGUUAAUAUGGUCAAGCGAGCAAAAAUGAGCAGGCUCGUAGAGCAAGCCAAAGACUUUGCAGCCUUUUAUACCGCCGUCAGCAGCAAACUUGGUAGUGACACCAACAACAGCACAGUCAAAGAAGUUGUUGCUUUCUUGGCUAAAACACGAGACUCGUAUGCGUAG